Molecule: messenger RNA, 912 nt
Organism: Prorocentrum cordatum
Lineage: Eukaryota; Dinophyceae; Prorocentrales; Prorocentraceae
Source: the annotation of a GenBank genome assembly
GGCAGGCCCUGAGCAGGGCAGCGCGCACCACACAGCCACGCCGACGCCGACGCCGACGGCGGCGGCCUGGCGCGCGAACGAUAGCCGCACCGGGGCACGGAUUUGAGAACGGGCCCACCUUGAGGCACAAGGGAGGGAGGAGGAGGAGGAGUGGAAGGAGGAGGAAGAUGACUCCUCACGCCCUGGCGCGCCUGCGGCCUGCCCGAGGAAGGCAGCAGGACCAGGAGCCCGCUCCCCCCGCCCCCGCCGCGCCCACAAGCGCGGCGAUGCCGCCCAGGCGCCGGAGGCGGGCGACCGGCCGCGCCCUGGACCCCUUGCCAAGGAGAGAUGAGACGGAGGAGAAGCGCCCCCCGGCCCGAGGGUGGCAGAGACUCAGAGAAGGCGCCCGCGGUUACUCUUUUCGCGACGCCAGGGAAGGCGGGAUGAUCAGGGUCACUGCUGAUGCCGUUGGCCGAAGACCUUGCGCCCGCACGCAGCCAGAACCGCCGAGCCUCGCUCAGCAUGUGGCCUGCACGGGCACGCUCCGAGCGCCCGCGCAAAGAGCAGGCGCUGGCCCAAAAAACUGGCCUGGCAAGCCAGCGAAUGGCACGAGGAAAUGAGGGGAGGAUGAGGAGGGGAUUCCCUCCCAUUGUAGGGCUCCCCGUACUCGUGCCAAGGCCCGAGGCACUCGAUUGCGCGCCUCACCCCGCGCGAGGCGACAUCACCUUCGGGCCUCGGCGUCGCCGCCCGGAACAGGGCAUCUCUCCAGCCCAUGCCGCGACGCGCGAAGCGCGGUCGUGGCCGCUAUCCGCACCCUCGCGGCCCACCAGAGCACGCAGCUGACGCCGAGAUUGCCGAGUUUGCCACCUGGCUCGUCUGGCUCUGAGCUUCCAGAUUCAUGACUACCUUGUCAUUCAUCCGCAGAGUUCUGAG